GGGAGGUGUUCGUUUGUUUGUGUUGACAAUAGUUGUAGUGAAGUUUAUAUUUCCAUUACUGCAUUUAAUUCGAGUAUUUUUUUAUAUAUAAAAAGCAAACAGAUUGCAUAGCGAAAGAAAUGCGCAACUUCUCGAAGCAACAGUCACAAGACACUGCCGACACGAGCAUCGAAAAAGGCGACUACCCACGCGCUUCAAAUGGCGUGGUAAUCGGUGGUGUGGUCACUUUUGUGGCCUACUUUUUCCUCAUGAUGGCCUUCUGCUCGCCCUACUGGAUUGAGUCGUACGAAGAGACACAUAGCAGCUUCAAAAAUAUGGGCUUGUGGGAAUAUUGUUUUAAGAAUUUCGUAUAUCCGUAUUAUCAAUUUCCGCGUCAAUUCAAUGGUUGUCACAAUAUUUUCAGCCACGAAUAUUAUGUUAUAAGAGAAUACUUGUUGCCGGGUUGGCUGAUGGCUGUACAGGCAUUCGUAACUUUGGCUUUCCUCUUGACAUUCGCCGCUUUGGUACUUCUAGCGCUGGUUGUUAUACGCCUACCAUUGAAGGGUGUGCUACAGUAUGAGUGGCUAUUGAUACGUAUAUCAUAUUUGUGUACUGCAAGCUCUUCAAUAUUCCUGUUUCUCGCAGUAUGCAUUUUCGGUGGCUGUGCCUACCGUCGCGAUUGGCUUAUGUAUCCCAAAUUCAAUGUACUCGGCUGGUCAUAUGCUGUAGCUGUUGUCUCUUUUAUCACGCUUGGCGUCGGUUCUUUAAUUUUACAUCGCGAAGCACGUCAUGCGUACGAUUUGCGUGGCGAACAGAAAAAUUUGGUUAUGCAAAUGGAAAUGCAAGAGCCUGGCUAUCAACCACCUAGGCAUCAUCACAGCACUUCGCGCAGUCUACACGGGUACAUAUAAGAAGAAGCGAAACGCAACAUUUUCCAUUCAAUAUUUUGUCUAUUGCGAAACAAUUUUAAUUAUGUGAGACAAAAGCAUUCCGUUGCAUAUUGUCAAAUUUUUCGAAUGUUGCAAUUUUCCAUUGUAACAGUUUUCGUUUAGUUUUAAGCGUGUGUGUUCACAAAUUGUAAAUGUUAAUUUCUUGCAAUUUUUCUAACGAUUUAUGUAGAAUCUCUUAUAAGUGCACUGCGCAAACCGCCGUCCGGUAGCAACUGUGUUACUUAAAUUUCGAGUCGGUAAAUUUUCAAUUAACUGCAUUACCGACAUUUUAAGCAAAGAAGUGCCUUAGAUUCAUAGUUGAAUUCAUCCACAUUUAGCUAAUUACUUGAAAACAACUUUUAUACAUACACAUACAUAUGUAUAAUAUAUUUUAUCUUCGUACCUUGAAUAUUUACAAAGACAUCAAUAUAAUGACAAACCGUCCAAAAUUUUAUAUAAAGUACAUACAUACAUCCAUAUGAAACACACUUUAUACGUUAAAAUAUAAAUUUAUUUUAGUAUGUAGUUCAAUGUUCAAUGCACCAAUGAUGCAACACUCUUGUAUGCUCGAAUAUAACGUUUUUUUUUAUAAUAAAGUCACAUUUUA
Messenger RNA from Anastrepha obliqua, 1515 nucleotides. RefSeq lists its product as uncharacterized. Gene Ontology annotation, biological process: septate junction assembly; regulation of tube size, open tracheal system. The coding region runs from base 120 to 890 and encodes 256 amino acids. The transcript is spliced from 4 exons. The record is from RefSeq and is a predicted model, not a curated record. Lineage: Eukaryota; Metazoa; Arthropoda; Insecta; Diptera; Tephritidae. Gene Ontology annotation, cellular component: membrane; septate junction.